CCCUAACUUCCCCCUCAGACCAGUAUAUGCACUUCCGUCGACUCACCAUGUAUAUCGCCACUCUCUAGUGCAGCCUGCCAACAACGGAUUUGUUACAAGGAGGAUUCCGCUAGGCUACGAUGCGGGUUCCGGUCACGCAAUCUGGUCACGGUUGACGGUGAAGGCAAACAUAUUUGACCACAAAUUUAACCAUCAAUUGUAAUCUGUACAAAAGAUGCCGCUGUAUGGAGGAAAGACGUUCACGGUACUGAGCGGCAUUCUCCAGGUCUACGUGUUAGCUCACCUAAACCGAAACCAUCUAUCAGUGGUCUGUCAACCUGACUUCCGGUGCCCAGAGUUAUCUGACCUUGGUUCUUCUGCUCGACUGUUCUGCUCGGCGUCCAACACCGACACCAACAUCAUCUACUCAGGCCCGGGGGAUCUGGACGCCCCGCACUGUAACCUGACACGGGGGUUAUGCACAAGCAUUGCGGGCUACACGGGGACAGUACUUGACGCCAACGACACCGAGCUGGUCAUACACAACGUCCAACCAGGCAUGGCAGGUUCCUGGAAGUGUAAGGAUGACCUCCGGAGUCUCUCGUCAUACUGCACUGUGAAUGCAGUUCAGAUCCCAUCCUGUAAUAUAACCAGUGACAGUGAGAUAGACACAGAUACAGAUACAACGUCAGUACAGCUCAACCGGUCAGUAACAGUGGACCUCAAGGGCCUGUACUGUUCCACUGUUUUCAACUUCACAUUACAAGUCGGAAACACAAGGCAACAUCUGAUGACAUCUGAGGCUCUAGAUCAACCUACAGAUAAAAACAACACACUGAUUCUAGCAGAUACGACCUAUGGAGAAACGACGCUGAUUUUCACCUGCGGCAAUCAACAACGAAAUGUUACCUGUGGAGGUUUAGCACAUAUACCAAAAAAUACCGAGAACAAGGGAACCAAGAACACUACAGCAGCAGUAAUUGGAUCCGUUGUUGGCAUCUUGGUCGUCUUCGUGAUCACUGUGGGAAUCUUUACUGCUUUAAUAGUGAGAAAAAAAAAGAUACUGACUUGAUGGAAAUGAAUGCAUGAAUACUCAUUCCACGUCAAAACAUAACGUGGCAGUGUAUUAGUUUUCCUCAAACUUUAUUAGAUGAUAAAAAUUGGUUAAAUGAUUGUCUAGAUAAGUACUUUGUUUCGAGUUUGAACAGAAGCCUGAUAUUAUGCAUGGCGACAAUGCUGUCACAUCUAUUCGUCAUUGCGUUUGAUCAACUAUUGCGAAAAAACAUUCUUGUUGUCAACAUCUUGCCUACUUGGGUUAUACAGUUGUCAUGGAAGAAUAUGACGUCAUAGAUUGUAUCCUUGCGCGUUAGGUUACAGGUUAAUGUCCUGGGAGUGAACACUCAGUGACAUCCGAAAACAGCAAAUUGUGUUCCUACAAUAGGAUUUACAUUAUUAAGUAAAGAUAAAAUGCGGAUCUCUUAUCCAUGACGGGUUGAUUCUAUUGUGGUUUAUUGGUAUUUUAUGUGAUGAAGGUAUGUAUACAUACGAAAUAAUUAAUAUUUGCAAUUUCGUCAUCUCACUCGUGAAUAGUCAUUUAUGUUUGUGAACGUAUUUUUUGUGACUGUCCUGACCCACUUUCACAUUACACAUUCCCGUCGACACCCUUGCAUCUAAGAUACAGAAUGAAAUUUCAAAUACUAAAAAUUCCGAAUAGAAAUGUUAAACUUGAGAAGUUUUUUAGAUUUCUUGAAGGUAUCAUUAAAGUAGUGUUUGAAGCUGUUUGAAACAGUCUCACCACAAAUGAAAUCACAUUUUAAGUGAUCAAGUCGUUAGUUUGUGUUAUUGAAUGGGAAUUACUCAUGCUGAUAAGACCGCUUUGUUAUACCUGGACCCAGUCAGUGAAAUUGUCUAAAGAUAUAUUUCUUCAUUUCUAAACUCUUAAUAUACUACCCAUCAAAAUUUUAGACUAACUUAAAGCACUCACUAUAUGUUAUGUAUAUAUAUAUGGUUACAUCGAAGAUGAAUUUCUCCACUAAC
Molecule: messenger RNA, 2016 nt
Organism: Haliotis rubra (blacklip abalone)
Lineage: Eukaryota; Metazoa; Mollusca; Gastropoda; Lepetellida; Haliotidae
Exons: 6
Coding region: 215-1051 (278 amino acids)
Source: RefSeq, a predicted model, not a curated record